This is a messenger RNA of Colletotrichum costaricense, 525 nucleotides long. RefSeq lists its product as uncharacterized. Bases 1 to 525 code for a protein of 174 amino acids. The transcript is spliced from 2 exons. The record is from RefSeq and is a predicted model, not a curated record. Lineage: Eukaryota; Fungi; Ascomycota; Sordariomycetes; Glomerellales; Glomerellaceae.
AUGGACCGGAGGCGGGGCGGAGAGUGGCACCCGCAAGCAACCCACGGGUCCCGUUCUGUUAGUGCGCUGUCGAAGAGUCAGAGAUUUGGAGACUCUCGCCAGACGCCGCCAAUGGAAGACAUACGUGUUGGAUUGAUCGAUGCAUUGAUUGGACCGCGCUUCGCCCUGCUAAGGGAUCCGUACUGCUCCGUGUCUGCUUGGUUUUCGAAAAAGCGUACCUGUCGAGAACAGAAAAAAGGCCACCCUGAUGGGAUGGUAUGGGAUGGGAGAGAAAGACCGACACGCCCGAGAGGAAGGCAGCAACAGCAGCAGCGCACAGACACAGCCGCGCCGUCCACGGAGCCUCUCUCACCGAUACGUACCCCUCUUUUGGGCUCUUUCCUCCCGUUCCAUUUGCUGCCGCUGCUCCUGCCGCCCUUUUGCAUGACUUCCCGUCUCUCCUUCUCGGUACCUAGGUACGAGGUCGUGCCUUUCCUUCCCAUCCUCAUCCCAUCUCAGUACCUCUUGCAGCAACUUGCUACCUAA